Messenger RNA from Selaginella moellendorffii, 1227 nucleotides. RefSeq names its product transmembrane protein 53-like. The coding region runs from base 64 to 1200 and encodes 378 amino acids. The record is from RefSeq and is a predicted model, not a curated record. Lineage: Eukaryota; Viridiplantae; Streptophyta; Lycopodiopsida; Selaginellales; Selaginellaceae. The transcript is spliced from 4 exons.
AGAACCCUAAAACAGGGUUUAGGGCUUCUGCCACGGGGAGGGCACGAUCGGCCGGUCUCCGCCAUGAAUCUUCACUCCCUGGCGCGUCCUGCUGCGGGCCGCAUCACAGGCAAGAAUGCGCGUUCCACGAGAUCCAGUGUCGCCAGUGUGGCUCGUGUAGCUCCUCCGCGUCGUCAAAGGCGGCCUAUAAUCUCGUGCUCCAGCUCGCAACGGGCGCAUUUCCAUGUCUUCUGGCCGGCGCGGAUCAAAUUCCAGCUCCCGUUUGUCACAGAUCGCGUGUCUCCGGAUCCCGCGAAGCAAAGCAUCGUCAUGCACGGGGUCUCGGACAGGAAAAAUGCCCGCGAUGGAGAUUCUUGGCUUGGAGAUGGAGAGGGAGAUCUGGUGGUAGUGCUCCUGGGAUGGCUGGGUGCUCAACACAAGCACUUGAAGAAAUAUGCCGAGUGGUAUAACUCGAGAGGGAUCAGUGCUAUGACUUUCGUGAUGCCAAUGCCGGAUUUGCUGAGCCUCGGCGUCAUUGGGAAGGCCGACAGGCAUGUCGAUUUGCUCUACGCGGAAAUCAAGCAGUGGCUAGCGAGCGGUGGAAGAAACGAAAAAUCGGUGCUGUUCCACACCUUUAGCAACACCGGCUGGUUCUUCUAUGGAGCUCUACUCGAGAAACUCCAGCAGCAAGGGCAGCAGCACCUCACGAGCAGAAUAAAAGGAUGCGUUGUAGAUUCGGGGCCUGCUGCCGAGCUCAGUCCCCAGGUCUGGGCCUCGGGGUUCGCAACAGCAUUUCUCAAGAAGCAAAGCUUCUCGACGCAGUCGCUGGCGGGACUGACCGACGCCGAGCGAGCAAUCCUUGCGCAGCCGAGCGCGUCCGAGACUCUACUCCUGGCAGUCCUGGAGAAGUUCUUCGCGGUUCUACUCGCGGUUCCCGCUGUCAAACUGAGACUUGCAAGAAUCAUCUCCAUUUUGUCGAGCAAGCAGCCGCGAUGCCCGCAGCUCUACAUCUACAGCAGUGCCGACCGAGUCAUCCCAGCGAGCUACGUGGAAGAGUUCAUGGAUUUGCAGAAAAAGAGCGGCUACAAGGUCUCGUGCUUCGACAUGCGGAUAUCUCCUCACGUAGAUCAUUUGCGGAGCUUUCCGGCGCUCUACCACGAGCAGCUCGAGAAAUUUUUCCAGGAGAUCCUCCCCGAGAAAACUCUAGCCCAUGAAGCAUGAGCGAGUGAAUAAAUGCAUAUUUUUUAA